This is a messenger RNA of Xenia sp. Carnegie-2017, 1998 nucleotides long. RefSeq lists its product as uncharacterized. The coding region runs from base 327 to 1907 and encodes 526 amino acids. Lineage: Eukaryota; Metazoa; Cnidaria; Anthozoa; Malacalcyonacea; Xeniidae. The transcript has 14 exons. The record is from RefSeq and is a predicted model, not a curated record.
UUGGUUGAAGCAUUGAAAGAAAGUAACCGGCAUCGUCAAAUUUUUACAAUUCAAAGCCCGAGGUAUUAUUGUGCAGCGGUCAGCAGCUUAUUUAGAAACACUGAUUACAAAGGAAUAAUAUUCAUUUCGUAAUUUGUUUCUCGGUAAUUUCAAAAUUUUAUAUCAUGUUUACAAGUUUGGUAUGUUACUGAACCGUUAAUGAUAUAUAUUCUUUAUUAUUGUAAAACUUAAGUGUAAUAUGAAAUUUUCGCAAAGUUUAAAAUACUUUGGAUUAUUACCAUUUGGUAUUUGUGGAAUGGCAGAAAGUGAAACUAACACGGAAGAAGAUGGCAGAGAUGACGCAGGAAGAUUAUCCUUCCCAAGUAAUAGACACAAGCUUCCUUGAAAAACAAGAAAUAUUUACUCCCUCUGACAAUGAUGUAGUUGCAUUGAACAACUUUUCAGAAAUGACAGUUAGUCAUGACAAUCUCUUGCAAAUGGAGAGAGAAAUGGUGAAAACAUUGAAAGAUGAGCUGCCACUUAAACUCAAAGAAUACACGAGCAAGUAUAGUGAAGUUGUUAGCCAUUUGCAAGAAGAAGUUGUGUUGUGGAAGUUUAAAUUCAACUAUAAAGUCAAAGCCUUCAAUGAACUGAAGCUCUCCUUCAAGAAACAAUCAAAGGAAAAGGAAGACCUACAGGAAAGGCUGUUCAUUUUACAAAGGCAGAAGGACAAGAUUGAGAAGGAUGCAAAAAAAGCUUUUUUACAGCUAGAGGAAGAGAGAUUCAAGAAGAUACCCAUUAUUGUGGUUAAUAAGAAAGUGGAACCAUUUGAAACAGCAGGAGUUGAAAACGAGAAUUCCUCAGAUCCACUAAGAAGGAAAUCAUCAAAACAGCGCGGUGAUACAUCAAUAUUUUAUGAUGGAAAGCUAACUCUUAGUAAUGACCAAGGAAUUCGUUGUAAAAGUAUGAUUACUCCAUGUAAAAGCAGCACAAAUUCUGAUACUGAAACAUCGGAAAACCUUGAAAAUACCCCAGACAGCACAGUGACACCUCACUUUUCUGCAACAGAUAAUUCUGAUAAAAGCAACGACACCAUAGUGAGAAACAUGGAAAAAAUGAGUAAACAAAAGGAUGAUUUGCCAAAACGUAUGGCAGUUGUUGAAGAAAUAAAAAUGAAUGUUGAUGGAAAAAAGUCUGAAUUGAAAAGUGAGACUGGAGGAAACUUCAUUGAUGCAUACACCAACAAGAAGUCAUCACCAGAGCCCAUUGUUGAAGACAUCAUAUUUGUUUCCCCACCACCUAUUGGAAUUGAGGAACCUUCAGAUGAAGAUCUGACUUGGAAAGAUAAAGAGGAAACAAUAGGAGAAGAUAUUAAAGUUGGAAGUGAGAUUAAAAAAAUGACAGAAUCAGGACUUCUUGUUGAACGGAAAAGGAGAAAGUACGAACGAGAUUUUCUCUUACAAUGUCGAUACAUGCAAGUUUGUAUGGAAAAACCAGCGAACCUGCCGGAUAUUGAUGUCAUACUGGACGUUCCACAACCACCCCAGAGUAGAACGGGGAGCAGUGGUGGUGGCUGGCUGAGAUCUGGUGUCUUACCUUCCGAUUUGCCUUUGAAAACUCAAGAACAAUAUGGUCAAAUGAUGCGACCAGGUUUUAUUCAAAAUAUUGCACAACCUUAUCCGCUACCUGUAAGCACUGCUUCGUUACAGCCAAAAACAUUUCACAAACUCAGCCACCAUUUUAUACUGGAAUGCCACCUAUGUAUUACUCCCAUGGGCAAUCAAACCAACCCAUACAACCACAGCAACCACAACAACAACCUGCAGCAAAUACAGGAAUUUCCACAAAUACCAUCAAUGCAAGACUCAAAAGAUCGAAAAUUAUCAUCAAGGAUCCAAGUAGCAACAAAGAUUUUACUGGAGGAAUAAGAAUAGCGUUUUCCACUCCUCCAUUGGCUAAUACAGUUGCAAAAACAGAAUCAUCAGCAAUCAAGGCAGAGUUUGCUGCCGAAGUAGAAGC